Messenger RNA from Brienomyrus brachyistius, 2804 nucleotides. Its product is annotated as uronyl 2-sulfotransferase-like. The record is from RefSeq and is a predicted model, not a curated record. Gene Ontology annotation, molecular function: sulfotransferase activity. The coding region runs from base 242 to 1465 and encodes 407 amino acids. Gene Ontology annotation, cellular component: membrane. The transcript is spliced from 8 exons. Lineage: Eukaryota; Metazoa; Chordata; Actinopteri; Osteoglossiformes; Mormyridae.
GCUGAAGGGUAACGCGGGUUUGCCAGCUCGGCUUUGCAGAACUAGUCCUGACGUAGCUGGAGGAAGGUCCGCUUGAGAUCAGAAGGGGAGACGACCACAGGAUCGUCGCUUUUCAGGCAGACGUGGAUCCCCGUUUAUUUUUCCCCUCUUCUAUUAUCCAAAUGUUAUAGAAACAAAGUUUUUGACUUUCUCCGAGGCGAAUGGGUGACCACGAUUCUCGACGGCUCUAUGCGAGGAGGAGAUGAUGAAUUACAGUACCAGCUACCGUCACAAAAGUCAAACCCAGAAUCACACAAGAGACCGGAACAACAAGAGGAGCGCCUGGCUUUCCCUGAUAUUGUUCAGGUUUUCCCUGCGCGAUUAUGGCUUUUGCAUGACUUCUCUGUUCCUGUUUUGUCUCGGUUCCCUAUUCUAUCAGUGGAACGGCGGACCCCCCAAAUUUCUCCUAGAAUUCCGACAAUACCUCGGACAGUCAACUUUUUUUGAUGACCAUGGACCCUAUCCCCCUAGAGUGCUGCCAUUCCCUAGCCAGGUAGUCUACAACCGGGUGGGGAAGUGCGGCAGCCGCACUGUGGUCCUGCUGCUACGUGUCCUGGCCGAGCGUCACCAUUUCACCCUGGUGUCCUCCGAAAUCCACAACAAAACCAGGCUCACAAAACACGAGCAGGUGGACCUUAUGAAGAAUAUUAGUAACCUUCCAAAGCCGUUCCUUUUCACACGGCAUGUACAUUUCCUUAACUUCACCAGGUUCAGGAUCGAACAGCCAGUGUACAUCAACAUCAUUAGGGACCCUAUAAGCCGCUUCCUCUCCAAUUAUUUCUUUCGCCGUUUUGGGGACUGGAGGGGAGAACAGAACCACCUGAUCCGGACUCCUGGAAUGAAAGAUUUUGAGAGAUAUCUGGACAUUAACGUGUGUAUUCUGGAGAAUUACCCAGAAUGCUCUAACCCUCGCCUCUUCUACAUAAUUCCCUACUUCUGUGGACAACAUCCUCAGUGCCGGGAGCCUGGUCCCUGGGCUUUGGAGAGAGCCAAAAAGAACGUUCUAGAGAACUUCCUCCUGGUAGGGAUCCUGGAAGAGCUGGAAGAUGUGCUCCUCUUACUGGAACGUCUUCUACCUCACUUCUUCAGUGACGUGCUCAGCAUCUACAAAAGCCCCGAGUACAGGAAGCUGGGGAACAUGACGGGAACAGUGAAGAAACACACCCCCACCCUGAGGGCCCUGCAAGUGCUGUAUCAGCGCAUGAAGUAUGAGUAUGACUUUUACUACUUCGUCCGGGACCAGUUCCAUCUAGUAAAGAAGAAGAUCGGCCUGAAAUCGGCCUCAACCCAAACGCACCAGCCGAGCUUCCUGCUGAACCUGCCCUUGACUACUCAGGAGCCAGAGGAGGAGGAAGAAGAAGAGGAUGAUGAGGAGGAAGAAGAUAUAGAGUUGGAUGAUGCCCACAGCUGGUUGGUGCAACCCUAAACAGUCCCACCCACAAAAGAGGUGGGGCCAACAUGGGAAGCUAGACUGUGAUUGGACAUUAUUCCCAACUAGGCGUAUCCAGGCAACAGAUCUGUAUUAUUACAGAUGGUCCUUAGCAUCUGCAGAAUGCACGAAUCUUCAUGGAGGUGUGAAGAUUGCAGCAGAGUGCAAUGCUACCCAUUAACCAUGAAUAUUUAAACAAAAGAUCCAUUUUGUAAGGAAAUCAAAGAGAUUGUCCUGUCCAGGUCUAAUCUGGCAAGAUGUACAGGGUUUGGACACUUUGGACUAGAUUGCCAAUAUUCGCUAUGGGGAGACUGCAGCUUUGGGCAAGGUGCUGAAUUUUCUGGGCCAGGAGGCGUAAGGACACCUUCUUGGGAAUCGUUGUGUUUGGUUUCCCCCAAAGGCAAUUAUUUCAGCUCGACGUGCUUGUUGAAAUGCUAGUGUUGCUGGCGUUUUGAAGGACUUACAAGAAGGAGUACAGAGUGGCUCGUGUAGAGAAUGUGCAUUUCAAAGGAAAAAAAAGUGAUGUGAACAGUUAUCACUGAAAAGAUGUGUGCAGCAGGGUUGGUGCUGCUCACAUAGGGUUUAGAUGCUGACUAUCCUCUAAUGACAAUGCAUUAUGUAAGAAAAUAUCCACUAAGCAAAUUAAUAAUACAGCAAUUCAUUCAUCCAAAUAGUGAACUUAAUUGCUUUAUGUAACGGCAACGCUUACACACUGAAAACCCCAUUUUCCUUUUCAUGGUACAGAGAGAGCACUCUUUGUGAUGGUAGAGACCAAAAAUCUUACUCAACAAUGUCAAAACUAUUAACAAUGAAAAAACAGCUCAUCUCCAUGGCAGCAAAUGAUAUGUCCAUCCUGGUCUAUUAAACUGACCCAAACUCAAUCCAACGUACAAUAUUUUAUAAAACAAGCUGAUUUAUUGUACAGUUUCUUCAUCUUGCCCAUUAAUUGGCUGUGCAUUUCUUCAAUGAUCAAACUUUUUUUGUCACAUUUCUUGUAAAAAAAAAAAAAAAAGUACGCUAUGAAGUGAAUUAGCUUUGCAUCUAUAAUAGCUUGCAUAUGACGCCAGUAAAACAGUGUUAACACAUGUAAAUACCCAUGUCGUACAUCACAGGAGUUGAACAAAUUGUUUUUUUUUUCUUUUACUAUUUAUUAAAUGUAUACAUUGCAUUUUCUCAGGAAAAAAAAUGGAAAAUAUAUUUUUCAGAAUGUAUUUUGGCAAUCGCAGUAUCAGAUACUGUUCUUGUAGCACCUUGAAGAGUUAAAUUCUGUCUGGGCUCCUGUUUUAAACAAAAAAAUGAUAUACGAGAGCCAUUGAAUAAAACAUCAUUGCUAUCA